GCCAUUUACAUCCAAUCAAAUACAGGUAAGAAACUGAUCACUGCUCCCCUAAAUUAAAAUAAAUCGAAUCAAAUCCGAUCAAUCGAUUCCGCCAUGGAUUUCUUCACCAAAGCCAAAUCCGUGAAGCUGAAGAGCCGCCACGAGAAAUACCUAACCGCCGACGGCGACGGCGCCUCCGUCUUCCAGGAUCGGUCGGAUUCCGCCGCCGCGAUUUGGGCGGUGGAGUUCGUGGAGGGCGCGGAGGGCGUGGUGCGGCUGCGGAGCUGCUCCGGCAAGUACCUGACGGCCAAGGACGAGGAGUUCCUCCUCGGCGUCACCGGAAGGAAGGUCGUGCAGUCUGUGCCGCCGAAGCUGGACUCGUCGGUGGAGUGGGAGCCGGUCAGGGAGGGGAUGCAGAUCAGGCUCAAGACCAGGUACGGAAACUACCUCCGCGCCAACGGCGGAUUGCCGCCGUGGCGGAAUUCGGUGACGCACGAUAUUCCGCACCGGCACCACGACUGGAUCCUGUGGGAUGUUGAGGCUGUGGAGAUGCGCUCCGACGCGGAUUUGACGGAGGAAGACGUCAGGUGCUCCAAUUUCAGUCUCCGCCUGCCGAGUAAUCUGUCUAGUUCUUCGGAUGAUUCAUCAAAGAAAUACGAAGGCCGCCUCAUAUACUACUAUGUUGUGGACGAUGAUGGGAACGCUGAUGAUUCAGUUGAAGGGCUGAGCUUUCAGCUCAAAGGGAGUAGGCUAGAGGACUUGAUCCAGAGGUUGGAGGAAGAGACUGGACUCGAGGACAUCAUUGUGUGCUCCCGUAGUCGUCUCAAUGGCAAGCUCUAUCCCCUUCGCCUAGCUCUGCCUCCAGACAACGCGCCUAUGCACGUCUUCAUAGUCCCCUCCACCUCUAGGGCGGCAAAUGAGUUCAUGCCAGCAGCUUCGCGUUCGCCUUCUCUUGCUCCUCAUCCUUAGAAUUUCUGCUCUCAAGCACGACGUUGUCUAUCUAUCUAUCAAUCUGUCUAUCUAUUUAUCUAUGUGCUCAUCUUCAAUGAAUUUUUAUGGGAGUACUAUUGUUUCUACAAAGGAAACAUAAGAGAGAUUGUUCAUUUGUUUGUCUGAAAAAUGAUACCCAUACUGAACAAAAUUUUCUAUGUUUUUGUUGAGUUAAAA
This is a messenger RNA of Salvia hispanica, 1146 nucleotides long. RefSeq lists its product as uncharacterized. NCBI's taxonomy places the organism in Eukaryota, Viridiplantae, Streptophyta, Magnoliopsida, Lamiales, Lamiaceae. The record is from RefSeq and is a predicted model, not a curated record.